Aquila chrysaetos chrysaetos is the source of this 1981-nucleotide messenger RNA. It is a transcript of the gene RBMX, whose product is annotated as RNA binding motif protein X-linked. Gene Ontology annotation, molecular function: RNA binding. Gene Ontology annotation, cellular component: spliceosomal complex. Gene Ontology annotation, biological process: positive regulation of mRNA splicing, via spliceosome. Lineage: Eukaryota; Metazoa; Chordata; Aves; Accipitriformes; Accipitridae. The transcript is spliced from 9 exons. Bases 112 to 1269 code for a protein of 385 amino acids. The record is from RefSeq and is a predicted model, not a curated record.
GGGGCUCCGGCCGGCUGGUGACGUCAGCGGUAUAAAGGCCCGCAGCGCCUUUGUUCGCCCUCAUUGCGCAGUUGCGGUUCGGCGCGAGCGGAGGUCAUUUGCGGAAUCAAAAUGGUUGAAGCAGAUCGUCCUGGGAAACUGUUCAUUGGGGGCCUGAACACAGAGACUAAUGAAAAAGCCCUUGAGGCUGUAUUCGGCAAAUAUGGACGCAUUGUGGAAGUCCUUUUGAUGAAAGACCGUGAAACCAACAAGUCCAGAGGAUUUGCGUUUGUCACGUUUGAGAGUCCAGCAGAUGCAAAAGAUGCUGCCAGAGAUAUGAAUGGAAAGUCAUUAGAUGGGAAAGCAAUUAAAGUGGAACAAGCAACCAAGCCAUCCUUUGAAAGUGGUGGUAGGCGUGGGCCGCCACCCCCUCCACGAAGCAGAGGUCCUCCCAGGGGCCUUAGAGGUGGAAGAGGCGGAAGUGGCGCGAGAGGACCACCUUCAAGAGGGAGUCACUUGGGGUCUUCUCGAGGGCCACUUCCCAUGAAGAGAGGUCCACCUCCACGAAGUGGAGGCCCUCCACCUAAAAGAUCUGCACCUUCAGGACCAGUGCGUAGCAGUAGUAUGGGGGGAAGAGCUCCUGUGUCACGUGGAAGAGACAGUUAUGGUGGCCCUCCACGCAGGGAACCAAUGCCAUCACGAAGAGAUGUCUACAUGUCUCCAAGGGAUGAUGGCUAUAGCACUAAAGACGGUUAUUCAAGCAGAGAUUAUCCCAGUUCCAGGGAUACACGGGACUACGCGCCACCUCCACGAGACUACGCAUACCGUGAUUAUGGUCAUUCCAGUUCACGUGACGAAUACCCCUCUAGGGGAUAUAGUCUUUCCUCCUAUAGUGAUCGUGAUGGAUACGGUGGUGGACGUGACCGAGACUACUCAGAUCAUCCAAGUGGAGGCUCCUACAGAGAUUCAUAUGAGAGUUAUGGUAACUCACGUAGUGCUCCACCUGCACGAGGGCCCCCGCCAUCUUAUGGUGGAAGCAGUCGAUAUGAUGAUUACGGCAGCACACGAGAUGGAUAUGGAAGCCGAGAAAGUUACUCAAGCAGCAGAAGUGAUGUCUACUCAAGUGGCCGUGAUCGUGUUGGAAGACAAGACAGGGGUCUUCCCCCAUCCAUGGAAAGGGGCUAUCCACCUCCUCGUGAUUCUUACAGUAGUUCAAGCCGCGGAGCACCCAGAGGUGGUGGCCGUGGUGGAAGCAGAUCCGAUAGAGGUGGAGGCAGAAGCAGAUACUAAAAACACUCUUAAACUUUUGGACCAAGACAGAUUACUUCUCAAAAAAAUGAAAAGUGGAAGUUGUUCUAUCUUUACUACCAGAGGACUACUAAAAGGAAAAGUUGUUUUUACCUUUUUUUAUUGUUGCCUGUUAAGUUUUCCCCUCCAUGACUUUUAUGCUUUUGUGAGGAAAAGUUAAACCAAUGUUUAAUUUCAUUUCAAAAUUGUUAACAUUUCUUUCAAAAAGCAAAUGUUAAAUGUAUAAAACUUGAGCUGUGUACUAGUGUUGUAAUUUUCAAAGUAAAGUUUCACUGAAAUGCGACACUUCCCAUCUGAUUUUCCUCAUGAAUGGAACAAGCAGUUCUUAAGAUCUUCCACACAACAUCCAACCAUCUAACAUGGAGGUGGAUUGUUCUACAUGUUCAGCAUCUCAUUCUUAAACAAAGUAUUGCUUGUGAUUUGGAGGGUGGUGGGGAUAUUCCACACAAAGUUCAGUUGUGCCUAGAAUUUGAAGUCACAGUGUUCCCCGUACAGAAUGCCUUCAGAUCCUUGUGUAAAGAAAAAUAGAGGAUAUCAUUCACUUAACCCGAAAAAACAAGUGGAUAAUACUAUUUUCUGCCUUCCUACUGUUUCAUGGGGAGUUUGAAAAGAUCUCCCCUCCAAAUAAAUCAUGUACAUGUAAGUCAGCUACAGAAUACUGUAAAAAUAAAAAAAAAUUUGACCAAUUCCAUCA